AUGCCACGCAAUUUCUCUUUCACCCUCAUCUACGUAUUGGCACUUCUCGGCGUUGCAAUGAGCACGAGUUUCUCAAAUACCACUCAUCACACUUCCACCACCUGCCUCACUUGCAACACUACGGUCUCGACCAAGACGGCUCCGCACUCGGAUAAAACGGGCACGGCUACUAGAACGGGCGCGACGGGCACGGGGCAGGGCGUGAUUAGUACGGGUGCGGCUGCUACUGGGGGGGUUGGGGUGUGGGAGGGGAUUGGGUUGGGGGUGGUGGUUUUGGGGGGGCUUUUGGGGGUGUGA
Messenger RNA from Glarea lozoyensis ATCC 20868, 297 nucleotides. RefSeq lists its product as uncharacterized. The record is from RefSeq and is a predicted model, not a curated record. NCBI's taxonomy places the organism in Eukaryota, Fungi, Ascomycota, Leotiomycetes, Helotiales, Helotiaceae. The transcript is spliced from 2 exons. The coding region runs from base 1 to 297 and encodes 98 amino acids.